AUGAAGGAUGAACAUAAUAUUAAAUUCACUGCUCAAGAUUUAUAUGACAAGAAAGCAGACAAGAACCAUACACAUAAAUCCUUCACUACUGUUAGAGCAGACGACAUAAUAUUGAACUUUGACCUUGGUUCAAGUGCACCAUUAGAGAAUCCAAGUACAAGCGUAAAAGAUACUCUUAACAAUUUAGAUAAGAGUUGCAGGAAUACCGAAGAUCAUGCCAGAAACUUUGAAGCAUAUGAACUACCAGCAAUGUUAGAUAAGAAAGCAGAUAAAACUUAUGUGGAUGCAGAACUAACAAAGAAAUUUUCGAAACCAGAUACAAUGACAUUUACAACAGAAAUUAUAAAUGGUGAACCAGCAACUCCAUUUGAAUUUGUUAGAGGUCUUCAACCAGAUACUUUUGAAUUUUUCUUGGAUAAUUCUAUUGAACUAACAUUACAUUAUAAAAGUGGAACAAAUGCAACAUUUCAUCCGGGAGAUACAUUCCAAAUGGUAUUUAAUGACAUAAGUUCUUUAGAAUAUGUUUAUAGAGUUAUGAGCAUAUAUGAUUUAAUAUAUCCUAUAGGAGCUGUUUAUACGUCUAUGAAUCCAAUAAAUCCAAACACUUUAUUUGGUGGUAGAUGGUAUGAAAUAGUUGACAGUUUUCCAUUCUACACUAAUACGCAGUCAAUGAAGAUGGGAGGUUCAAAGAAAAUAGGUAUUGAAAACCUUCCUUCACAUAUGCAUAGGUUCAGUGGAAGAACAUCUGUGGAAGGAAACC
This is a messenger RNA of Trichomonas vaginalis G3, 760 nucleotides long. Its product is annotated as keratin-associated protein family. The transcript has a single exon. The record is from RefSeq and is a predicted model, not a curated record. The annotation marks the transcript as partial. NCBI's taxonomy places the organism in Eukaryota, Parabasalia, Trichomonadida, Trichomonadidae.